Colletotrichum lupini is the source of this 5364-nucleotide messenger RNA. RefSeq names its product 14-alpha sterol demethylase Cyp51A. Gene Ontology annotation, molecular function: iron ion binding; transmembrane transporter activity; monooxygenase activity. Gene Ontology annotation, cellular component: membrane. The record is from RefSeq and is a predicted model, not a curated record. The transcript has 20 exons. NCBI's taxonomy places the organism in Eukaryota, Fungi, Ascomycota, Sordariomycetes, Glomerellales, Glomerellaceae. The coding region runs from base 1 to 5364 and encodes 1787 amino acids. Gene Ontology annotation, biological process: transmembrane transport.
AUGGGCUCUGACACGGUCGGAAUGGCCCCGCCGUCGGGCUUCAUCCCUGUAACGGUCCACUUGGUAGAUCUUGAGGGUACGAUGGCCUCACGGCACGCUGAGGGUAGUGGAAAAGACAUCGUUCUGAUUCCGACGCCAUCAAAUGACCCGGACGACCCUUUGAAUUGGAGCCCUCGAAGAAAGUAUCAGCUCCUAGCAUGCAUAUGCGUUUACUGUCUCGCCGUUGGCAUCGCAUCAGCCGCGAUCUACUCUGUCCUUGUGCCGAUAUCCACCGCGACCGGUCUGACCCUCGCAGACUUGAACUCCGGAACCGGCUACAUGUUUCUGGCAUUUGGUUGGGGCUGUCUGAUAUGGCAACCGCUUGCCCAGAAGUUUGGCAAACGUCCAGUAUACUUGUUUACUCUACUAGGAAGCAUGGCAACCCAGGCCAUCAUGUUGUGGGCACCAUAUGCCACCACGGGCAGUAAUUGGAUUGCGAAUAAAGUAUUGCAGGGAGCUAUCGGUGCGCCCAUAGAAUCUCUGUGCGAGAUAUCCAUUGCCGAUGUGUGGUUCACACACGAGAGAGGCACUUACAUGGGCUUCUAUGCCUUGUUCUUGGUGGGAAGUAACUUCCUUGCACCAGUCAUUGCCGGAUUCGUCAAUGACGGCCAAGGUUGGGAAUGGGUCUUGUGUGCUAUCUUCUGCGGGGCUGGCUUCGUCAUCUGUUUCUUCUUCAUGGAAGAGACCAAUUAUCAACGCAUGGACGUUUUGACGGCCGAACCCUAUCAAGUGGACUACACACCAUCAGCACUUGAGAAGGGGUCCAAAGAUCCAUCCGACUCAGAUCGAGUAGCACCUGUUCAGACGCCUCCCAGCCUCGUGCCGACUAUGACAAAGAAGUCAUACCUCGACAAGCUCAAAAUGUUCAGAAAACAGGACAUCAAUCAUCACGCUUCACUUGUAGAGAUGGUGAUCAGACCAUUCCUCUACUUCCAAUUUCCAUCAAUCGUAUUCGCAGGCUUCAUGUAUGGAGCUGUUGUUUGUUAUUUCAAUGUUCUGAAUGGCACUGCAUCGUUGAUCUUAUCGAGCUCGCCUUACAACUUCAGAUCAAGCAUUGUCGGAUUGUCUUACAUAUCCUGUUUGAUCGGCGUCGGCAUUGGAACAGUGUACUCAGGGCUUUUUGGCGACAAGUUCGUCAUCUGGAAGGCACGUCGUAACAACGGAAUAAUGGAACCUGAGUUCCGUUUGUGGCUCUUCACAGCACUAUUGAUCUGCAUCCCAGGUGCUCUUCUCCUCUGGGGCGUCGGGGCCGCGCACGAAGUCCACUGGUUUGGCUUGGUUUUUGCAAUGGGUGUCUUCGGUGCAGCUAUCACUGCCGGCAGCCAGCUUUCGAUCAGCUAUUGCAUCGACUGCUACAAGGAGUUGGGCGAAGAUGCCAUCGUCACCGUCAUCCUGAUCCGCAACACCAUGUCUUUUGCUGUUUCCUAUGGCAUAACUCCAUGGGUCGAAAAUAUGGGGUACCAAAACGCGUUUUUAGUUGCUGCGUUUGCUGCUUUGGCGCAGAUCUCGUCGUACUUUGCCAUGAUCAAAUGGGGUCGACAGAUUCGUGCAGCGAGUGUCACCCGGUAUUGGAAGUACUGCCAGAAAGAUCGGACAAACUUUAUGAAAAGCGGUAAUUGUGCAUUCAUCAAUAAAGAUGUUUUAGGAAAUCGCAGUGAUUUUCUACAGCGCCUGCAGCUUGAUAGGAGUGGGUACGUACCUAAUACGAAUACGAACCGCCUUUGCGCUCCAGGGCCAUCAAGGAAAGCAGGGGAGCUCAAUGUCCAGCCGAAUACGAAUUCGAAAGGCUUCUUAGUUGCUGUCACUCAGGUUGCUAGACUUGGCUCCAAAUCACCGACGGAGUUUUGGAUGUUUGCCAUUGCCUACUACAGAUCCGCUGAAAUGCCAGACUCUAUUAAGGACUUGGGCCUGUCGAGUUUGGCACACAUUGCCUUUUGUGGCCUCAUCGGAUUAGUGGCAUCGAUUCUAAUCAAUGCCUGCCGUCAGACGCUUUUCCACGCCAAGAGCGAACCGCCAGCUGUUUUCCAUUGGAUUCCUUACAUUGGCAAUGCUGUUUCCUAUGGCAUGGAUCCUGUAGGGUUCUUCGUCAAGUACCGUGCGAAGUACGGUGAUGUCUUCACUUUCACCCUUUUUGGUAGGAAAAUGACCUGCUAUCUGGGAAUCGAGGGUAACGACUUUAUUCUCAAUGGAAAGCUUCAGGACAUCAACGCCGAGGAGAUUUACGGACCGCUCACGAUUCCCGUGUUCGGAAAAGAUGUCAUUUACGACUGCCCUAAUUCCAAGCUCAUGGAACAGAAGAAGUUUGUUAAGUUUGGACUUACACAAAAGGCUCUAGAAUCUCAUGUGCCGUUGAUUGAGAAGGAAGUGGUGGAUUAUAUCAAGAUGAGCCCUGCAUGGAAGGGGUCAUCGGGUGUUGUUGAUAUCUCUGCCGCCAUGUCUGAGAUCACAUUAUUCACAGCAGCGCGCUCGUUGCAGGGAGAAGAGUUCGCGGGCUUGUACCAUGAUCUUGACAUGGGCUUCACCCCAAUCAACUUCCUCUUUCCUUGGCUACCUCUACCGCGAAACCGACGUCGCGAUGCUGCCCACAACAAGAUGCGAGACGUAUACGAGGAUAUUAUCAUCCAACGUCGUAAGAAUGGUCUCGAGUCCAACGACGAGUACGACAUGCUCUGGAACCUCAUGAACUCGAACUACAAGGAUGGAACACCGGUGCCAGAUAAAGAGGUUGCGUGCAUGAUGAUCACGCUCCUCAUGGGAGGUCAACACUCGUCAUCUUCAGCCAGUGCAUGGAUCAUGCAUCGUUUAGCCGCACAUCCCGACGUUGCAGAAGAGCUUUAUCAAGAGCAGAUAUUGAAUCUUGGCCAUGGAGACAAAAGUCGACUCUCGCCAAUGCAAUAUUCCGAUCUAGACAAGCUGCCGCUUCUACACAAUGUCGUGAAGGAGACGCUUCGCCUACAUGGUUCCAUUCACUCCAUUCUCCGCAAGGUUAUGAACCCUCUGGCCAUUCCCGGAAGUCCUUACGUGGUCGGCACUGACAAAGUGCUGCUGGCCUCGCCAAUGGUGACUGCCAUAAGCGACGAAUACUUCCCGGACGCAAAGUCUUGGAAUCCUCAUCGGUGGGAUGAGCUACAGCCUAGCGAGAGCAUCGUUGAUGCCAAUGAUGUUGUAGACUACGGCUAUGGCGCAGUUUCCAAGGGUACUAGGAGUCCUUACAUCCCGUUCGGGGCGGGGCGACACCGCUGCAUUGGCGAGAAAUUUGCAUACUUGAAUCUAGGUGUUAUUAUCGGCACUAUCGUGCGCAACUUCAAACUGGGCACCAUAGAUGGAAGAACAGGCAUCGUGCCGCCGACGGAUCACACGUCCAUGUUUGCGCGUCCAGUUCAACCUGGGCUCAUCCACCCGAACAUGAUGUUCUCCCUCUCUCCCUCAAUCAAAUUUGAGUUGAUCAAGAUCGAGGGUCCGGUAUCUGAAUUGGGUCUACGCACUAAGCGAAAGACAACAUGCGCCAACACUUUAUUGUUAAACCUUGUUGCGAAUCGCAAGGCCCAUCCGAGCUGGAACAUGUUCCUAAAAAGGCAACAUCUGGAUGAUCAUCCGAAGCUUUGCCGACUCAGUUCUCGAGCCCCGAAACCGUUAAUAAUCACUGACACCCUCCAUUUCAAGCCGUCAACUUACCCCAAUGUCAUAGUCAAGGGAGCUACUUACUUUUGCUCUUCGUUCACAGCGACCCCAACAGCACGAAUCAUGGCACCUCCCACCUCAUCACCUGAUUUUAAUGGUGCAACAGAAUCAGAACGGUUGCUUGGCACUAGAAGUGCAGAUUCGAAUAUCGAGCCAACAUCAUCCAUCAACGGACAAGACCGAGAAGCCAUCGCAUUGAAGCUUGCCGCGGCAGCUUACUCUUUCGUUGUCGCGGGCCUUUUCGUGGCUACAAUUGGAGUUACGCUACCGCACCAGCAAACAUAUUACCAGCUCAACGAAAUUCAAGUCUCUGCUAUCUUUCUCGUCGGACCAGUCGGCUACUGCUUGGCAUCUCUUCUCAACAGUCGCAUCCAUGACAAACUCGGGCAACGCGGAAUUGCUUUCAUAGGUCCCGCAUGCCAUCUGGUCUACGCUGCAGUAGGCUCCUUCCAUCCACCUUUUCCAGUAUUCCUUCUUGGAGUCACUGUAGGUUCCUUCGGAGUUGGCAUAGUCGAUGGAUCCUGGUGUGCUUGGGUUGCUGCACUCAAUAACGCAAAUACCCUAUCGGGUCUUUUGCAUGGCUCAUUCUCGAUUGGAGCUGCGACUUGCCCGUACCUAGCAGGGAUUUUGUUGUCUGCAAAUAAUGGACAGUGGUAUCAGUGGUUCUAUGUGCUGGCUAUCGCAUCUGUUGCAGAAGUGGUCUUUUUGCCUUUGGCGUUCAGACACGAGACUGCAGCGAAGUACCAUGAGAACAAGAAGAAGCAGGGAAACCCUGAAGAUGGAGUAGAUCAACGAGCCAUCUUCCGAUACAGCGCGACCUGGAUAUACGCCGCUUACCUUCUGGCAUACGUGGGCACUGAGUGCACUGUUUCCGGCUGGGUUGUCACAUUCAUGCUCCGCGUCCGCCAUACGAGCACUUAUGCAUCCAGUAUUUGCUCUUCUGGCUUCUGGGCAGGCAUGGCGAUUGGACGACUAGCUUUGGGUGCAGUCACGGAGAAAUUGACCCCAAGACGGGCAGUCAUCAUUUAUUUGGCACUUGCUCCCGCCAUUGUGGUGCUUUUCAUGAUAGUACAGGUUCUGUGGAUCUCGGUACUUUCGAUGGCACUGCUCGGCUUCGUUAUGGGCCCGCUAUUCCCGUCCUGCAUCGUCGAGUUCGUUCAUUACCUACCAAAAGAGCUUCAUGUUGGUGCGGUAUCGUUUGUUGCUUCCCUCGGCCAAGUCGGCGGCGCCAUACUUCCAUACAUGCUCGGCGCUAUCACCCAGGUGGCGGGGCUCCAUGUGUUUCCUUACAUGCUUCUUUCACAAUUUGCUGUCAUUCUUCUUCUGUGGCUCAUAUCGUAUAAGGUGGCAGGGAAAAAGAUACUCCAAGAAGAGCCUCAAGGUGACUUGGACAACAAGGUGAAGGGGUUGAGUGGGGAUCAGAGACGGGGUUCCUGGAUACUGUCCACACCUAUAAUCUUCGCAAGAUUACUGAAUCAAGAACAGAAUAACAAGACUCCACGCUCUUCUACAACGUUAUUCAAGAAAACGAAAUUGGAGUUGAGCCUUCCUACAGUUCUGGUUAGGCUGAUUGAGCCUCUUGCUCAAGUUAGCCGAGCACUAAGCCGUCGCAUUAGAACAACUUACAUGAAGUACCUUGUCUAG